Molecule: messenger RNA, 1539 nt
Organism: Knipowitschia caucasica
Lineage: Eukaryota; Metazoa; Chordata; Actinopteri; Gobiiformes; Gobiidae
Source: the annotation of a GenBank genome assembly
AUGCCUACGGUGGUGCUGAUGGACGUGUCUCUGUCCAUGACUCGGCCCGUCGCCCUGGAUGGGAGCGAAGAAUACCAGAGGAAGAACCUGGCAGUGCACGGACUCAACAUGCUUUUUGAACACAUGGCAACUAAUUAUCGCUUGGAAUUUACGUCACUGAUGGCGUUUUCCUCUCUCUGGGAACUCCUUGUGCCUUUCACCAGAGAUUACAAUGCAUUACAGGAGGCGCUCGGGAAUUUGGAGGAUUAUGACAAGACGUGUUUUGAGGCAGCUCUUCAUGGAGUGAGCAACGUGGUUCAGCAGGAGUGGGGCAGUGCGUGUCCCUGUCAGAUGGUGCUGGUGACUGACGGUUCUUUGGGGAUUGGAAAAGGCUCUCUCCGCCAUUCUCUCCAAACCCUGAAACAUCUCGGAGAAGACAAGAAGUUCCCGCUCCCGUUCCCCUUUCCCACUAAACUCUACGUGAUGUGUGUCGCUAACGCAGAGGAGCUGCAGAUGACGGACGCCAUGGAGAACCUGGAUGAACUCCUGCGUCUGAGCGGAGGAGACGGACAGAUCUUUACUGUGGACGGACCACUGUGUAUGAAGAGUGUCCAGGCCAUGUUUGGGAAGUUGAUCGACUUUGCCUACUCUCCGUUCCACGCCGUCCUCCACUGCGGGAACCUGUCCGCAGACGUCCAGGUGUUCCCCCGCCCUGAGCCCGUGGUCAUGGAUGAGGAGGUGGAGCCAACGCCGCGAGUCGUCAGCUCAGAUCUGGAAUUAGUCGGAUUUGUGGAAAUCUCCGACAUCGCCAGUCCUCCUGUGAUCUCCAGACACUUGGUUCUGCCGAUUGCGGUUAACAAAGACGUGGACGAGGUCAGCGCCGGAGCCUCAGAGGAAAUGGAAGAAGAAGCUUCGUCGUCUCAGACGGCGGGAAAGAACCCAAACUUCUGUGUUCUGCUCCACGGAAGUCUGAAGGUGGAAGGGAUGGUGGCGCUGGUCCAACUCGGGCCCGAGUGGUUCGGGAUGUUGUAUUCUCAGGCAGACAGUAAAAAGAAAUCCAACCUAAUGAUGUCCGUGUUUGAGCCCGGUCCGGAGCCGCUGCCCUGGCUCGGGAAGUUCUCUCACCUCGGACCCAUCUCAGAAGCUCCAGAGAAUCCGUACGGAGAAGACGACAGUAAGAGCCCGUUCCCGGUGCAGCCUCCGGUGAAACGCAGCUACGCUCAGAACGUGACGGUCUGGAUCAAAGCCAGCGGACUCCAGACGGACGUGCAGAAGAUCUUGAGGAACGCCAGAAAGUUACCGGAUAAAACUCAAACUUUUUAUAAGGAGUUGAACCGUCUGAGGAAAGCCGCUCUGGCCUUUGGAUUUUGGGAGCUUCUGAAAGGGGUGGCAGACCUGUUGGAACGGGAGUGCACCUUGUUGCCAGAUUCUGCACAUCCUGACGCGGCCUUUCAGCUUUCGCACGCCGCCCAACAGCUCAAACUGGCGAGCACCGGGGACUCGCAGUACGCCGCCUUCGACCACAACAUUGUCCCCAUGCACACGGACUUCUCCAGCUGA